This is a messenger RNA of Emericellopsis cladophorae, 1911 nucleotides long. Its product is annotated as GMC oxidoreductase. The transcript is spliced from 5 exons. The record is from RefSeq and is a predicted model, not a curated record. NCBI's taxonomy places the organism in Eukaryota, Fungi, Ascomycota, Sordariomycetes, Hypocreales, Bionectriaceae. Bases 1 to 1911 code for a protein of 636 amino acids. Gene Ontology annotation, molecular function: flavin adenine dinucleotide binding; oxidoreductase activity, acting on CH-OH group of donors. Gene Ontology annotation, biological process: secondary metabolite biosynthetic process.
AUGCGUCUCCUCAAGGCCUUCUCGAUCGGCGCCUGCAUCUUGGGCGUCGUCGAGGCCGUCCCCCGCCACACCCACAGGCUUGCCACGAGGCAGGUCACCAAUCUCCGGGACGAGUAUGACUUUGUCGUCAUUGGUGGUGGUACCGCCGGCUUGACCGUCGCCGACCGUGUUUCGGCUGCCUUCCCCAGUAAGACCGUCCUGGUCAUCGAGUAUGGCAAGAUCGAGGGGACCGUCGGUUACUACGACCCGCCCGAGGAUGGCCGUGGUGCCAGCCGCCUGGUCAUCAGCUCCCCUCCUGUUGCCAGCGUCAACAACCGCGCUGCCACCGUCAUCCUAGGGAUGACGGUUGGUGGAGGAUCCGCCGUCAAUGGUCAGUUCUUGGACCGUGGUUCCAGGCACGACUACGACGAGUGGGCGCGUCUUGCUAGCCCUCAGUUCGACGACAGCCCUGACAAGUGGGACUGGGAGAACUUUGGCCCCGCGUUCAAGAAGGCGAGUCUCUUUCUAUCCCUGUUCCUCACCGAGCCCAGCGAUGAGCUCGUCCAGGAGCACGGCUACACUUGGGAUACCUCUGCCUACACCGGCGACUCAAUCGAGGCCUCUUUCCCGCCCUUCCAGUGGCCCAUUCAGCAGAUUGCGCAUCGGGCGUACGAUGAGUUUGGCCUGGAGACACCUUUGAGCUGCGACAACGGGGACAAGCAUGGUGUCUGCUGGGUCCCUUCGGCUCAGAACUCGGAGACUGUCGAGCGAUCCCACGCCGGCGUCGGUCACUACACCAGGAUCGCGGACUCGCGCUCCAACCUCGAUCUCCUCGUCGAGCACAAGGUCACGCGCCUCAUCGUCGACAAGGACGACAAGGCCCCUCCCGCCAUUGAGUUCCGCCCCGUCGCCGGUGGUGAAGUCCAGACCAUUCGCCCCAAGCGCGAGGUCGUCCUGUCGGCCGGUGCCAUCCACACGCCCCAGAUUCUCCAGCGCAGUGGCGUCGCCUCCGCCGAGUACCUCGAGUCGGAGGGCAUUGAGCUCGUCCAGGAUCUCCCCGGUGUCGGCCAGAACUUCCAGGACCACUGCGGCACCCCCAUGACCUACUCGUACGAUGCUCCUCUCCCCAACGAGGCCGAGGUCAUCAACAACGCAACCUACGCGGCUGAGGCCGUCGCCCAGUUCCGUGAGCGUCCCGCGCGUGGCCCUUACACCCUCGCCAUGGGCAACACGGCCGCAUACGCUGCCCUCCAGAACGUCACACCCGAGUGGGAGCAGAUUGUCAUCAACAUCCGUGCCCAGAUCGAGGACCGCUCUGCCCUCCAGUAUCUUCCCGCCAGCGCCACUGAGACCGUCCAGGAGGGCUACCUCGCGCAGCUCGAGAUUAUCGCACAGGCUCUGGAGCACCCAGAGCACCCAAUCCUCGAGAUGCCCUUCCACACGGGCCCAGCGAUGGCCUUUCUCCUGAAACCGCUCAGCCGCGGCUCUGUUGUCUUGAACUCGUCUGACCACGAUGCCACCCCUGUUGUCAACUACGCCACCGGUGCCAACCCGAUCGACCUCGACAUCAUGGCCACCUACGUCGACUACUUCCGCAGGCUCUACGCCACCGACACGUGGCAGGAGCUUGGCGCCGUCGAGGUCGCCCCCGGUGCCAACGUCACGGAGCACGACGCCCUCAUCGAGUACGUCAAAGACACCGUCAUCCAGUCGCUCAUGCACCCCUGCUGCACGGCUGCGAUGCUUCCUCGCGAGAAGGGCGGCGUCGUCGAUGCGAGCCUCUCCGUCUACGGCAUCUCGGGUCUUCGUGUUGCGGACUGCUCCAUCAUCCCUACUGUCCCUGCUGCCCACACGACCACCACGGCGUACGCUAUUGGUGAGAAGGCUGCUGAGAUUAUCAUCAGGCGGUGGAAGAAGGGUUGCAAGCAUUAG